This is a messenger RNA of Paramecium primaurelia, 1172 nucleotides long. NCBI's taxonomy places the organism in Eukaryota, Ciliophora, Oligohymenophorea, Peniculida, Parameciidae. The record is from the annotation of a GenBank genome assembly.
AUGCAUUAUUUUAAAGAUCAUCCUACAGACUAAGAAUUAAUCAUUAAUAAUCUUAGAUUAUUGAAUUAUGAUAUCAAAGAAGCAAAUUCAACAUUUAGAUUAAAUAUAGAAUAAUUAUCAAUUGAAAAUAUGAAGGCACAUCCUAAAUUAACUAUUAGUGUUAUUCACUUCAUUGUAUCUAAGUUAUUUGAUGAUGACUCAUUUAUCAAUUCAUUCAAAACUUUGUAAUUUAUCAAAUGAAUUAUUAAAAAGGUAUCCUCCUAGAACUUAAAUUGAGUAAUCAGUUUAUAAAUAAGAAAUAGCUAAAUUUUUAAAGAAUUCUAAUAAAAUACCGAAGAACUUUAUGAUAACUAAAGUAAUGAUGGAUUAAAGAAUAUUUAUAUUUCUUAGAUAUAUCAGUGAAUUUGCUUUAAGAUCAUAAUUUUUAAGUUAAUUUCCAACUAAACAAUUAAAAACAUUUUAUUUAGACCCUAAAAGAUUGUUGAUAGAAGAUAGACCUUGUAUUAACGAUUGUAAUGAUAUGUUUAUAAUAUCAAAUUAUCAAUUUGAAAACUUAUAGAAUCUAAACAUACCAACAUAAAUAAUUAAAAUAAUGACUGGUCUAAUUGGACAUUAAAUUUUAAUUUAAGUAAAGAAAUUAAAGAAAUUGUUAAAAGAAAAUUGUCUAUUUAUUGAUUCUAUAUUACCUACAAUAGAUUAAGUAUCAUAAUAAUUGAAAAUUGAAAGAGACUUUUCUUUAAAAUUAAUUUAAUAACUUUGUAUAUAAUAAAAUAAUUAUUAUAGAAAACUGUAAGAAUCAGAUAUCUCCAUAAUAUUUAAGCAAAGAAAGAAAAUUAGAUCGUAAACCAUAAUUGGAUUAAUCAUAUAAAGUUUUUAAUGGAAUAUAAAAUAUAAUUAAACAAUUUUAAGAAUAAAAAAUGGAUAUCAAUAUGAAUUAGAUUUAAUCUACAAUAAGAUUAGAUAAAUUUUGUGAAGAAGAUAAUUUAAAUAAACUUCAUGAAAUUCACAAUAAUAAAAUAUAAAAUUUAACAAUAUAAGUUGAAAAAAUAGAAAAAUAGACUUGGGUUAAAGAUAGAGGAACUAAAUGUAUAUAAUAAUCAGAAGAAACAUUAAAUAAAAUAAAAGAACUUAGAAAAUUAAUCCAAUCUAAAUAAAUAAAUAAUAAUAAUUGA